AUCUAAGCGCCGUUCUUGACCAAUCUUUGCCUGCGUCAAUUGACGUGCAAAUCGCAUGCCGCAAACAUAAAUAGCAGAGCCGUCGCACCUUUAGAAAGUCCGACUCAAUGUAACAAAACUCCUCUGGCUCCAUCGGCUGCACGACGACCCGAUAUAUCCUACUCACAAUACGAUACCGCCGACAUAACGCGACUUCUCUCCGAACAUGUCGUCUGACGCUGGUAAGCUUUAUGCUGUGUGCUGCACAGCCGAGUUUCCUAUCGAUUCCGUGAACAAAGUGCUCUCCUCUAUCUAUAGGCAUAGGGAUGAUCACAACAGCUACUGGGAGCCUUAUUUUGUGGUCAUCGAUGAUCUAUCCAAAUCUUACAAAGAGGCCACGGUUCGGCUUGACGGUAGAGGAACUCUGCAUUCACCUUUUGUCGGCAAGAGCAAUGAAGAAAUCGCAAAAGCCGUAAGGGAUCUCCGAUUGUAUAACGAUUCCAAUCUCAACUACGUCCAAUUCAUGGUCCUGGACGAGGAGAACAUCAACAAAGAUUGGGCAUGGGUAGCAUUUGCCGAAGACGCCGAGGAGAAGAAGGACACCAUCAGCGUUCUUGAGGUCAAAGUUGGCCACGAGAUCUACGACUCCACGAUGCUAGCACUCAGCGUUGCAAGUCCGGACAUCGAUUCUCUAUUGGAAGCUAGGGAGACGUGCAAGGAUCAAGUCCUGAUCCAUGCCCAGCAGAUGUUCGAGAUAGAUUGUACCAACUGCCCUCAGGCUUGCAACAACCGCUGCUACGCCGUCUAUCAUGCAGGAGCGGUUAAUACCUUGACAUGGGACCAGCCAACCGCCGCCGUUGAGCGUCAACGACGUACAGCCUCGGGCUGCAAGCAGUCCAACGGUCUUAGUGUCUGUGGUACCGGUGGUAAAGCUCCCUAUAACUCGGAUCCUAACUCUGGUGACUGCGACGAAUACCCACAGGCCAGUACCCAACAGUCAGGUGCGGGAGCAAUUCUUCGAUGCAUGCCUGCAAGCGACAACAGAUCAGAGGGCGGUCAGCUCGCAGUGUUCUAUAACAAACCGGUGGCGAACGGCGGCUGUGGUGGAGUCGCACCUUGUCAAUUCACGAUCUUUUUGAAAGCAGAUUCAUAUACAAACGCUGAUUUCUGCUUCGAUGAUACCAAACUCAAUGAUGGGACGGAAUUUACACUCAAUAACGGCGCCUACGUUGAUGCAAAGCGCCGUCGCGAUGAAUCUGAGGUUGUGCCUCAUGUACCAGACCCUCGCGACUACGUUCCUGUCCCCCAGCGUCGUCAGUUUUUGUUGAGCACUGGCAAGACGACUCUUCUCGUCAGCAACGAUAUGAACACGACAUUCGAUGGAAAGCUUAUGGCCACUGUAGACGGACCAGUUACAAUUGUCAAGGAGUUGUUUGGAGACGAGAAGGACGAACGGUUCAGACCUUCCAAAUAAUUCCUGGUCACUGAUCGGACGUAGAGAGGGUCUAGAGAAGGUCGAGAAAAAUGCAGAUUUGAUUUCUCAUAACUGGAUACUUAGAGCGGUUCAAGAUCAUUCUUCUUGUGUUUUUCGGAGUUUCUUUAGUGCUUCGUAAGCACUCGAUAU
Molecule: messenger RNA, 1603 nt
Organism: Aureobasidium pullulans EXF-150
Lineage: Eukaryota; Fungi; Ascomycota; Dothideomycetes; Dothideales; Saccotheciaceae
Exons: 6
Coding region: 206-1453 (415 amino acids)
Source: RefSeq, a predicted model, not a curated record